AUGAUGAACUUACGUGCAAUAUACGCUCGUAUCUCAUCGUCGUAUUGGCGCCAACGAAUAUUAUUCUUAGUUCUCUUGGCGAGUUCCACUCUUUUAUGUUUUUUACUAUUAUCUUCAACAUUGCAUUACUCUCAAACGUGUCUUUAUCAAGCACAUCUUAUUUACAAUCGACUUGAGUUCGAUGGUAUUGAUACUAUCGAACAUUUUGCUGAAUUCAUAUGUCCACAAAAUGUUCGCCACCUAGUUGAUUGGAUUUAUGGCUGGCCAGAUGGCGUAUUUGAAGAGAAGAUUGGGGUCCCGACUAAUGCAAUCCAUGUUGCACCCUGUUUACCAUCAGGUAGUAUCAUCAUUGUCAAGACUUAUUAUUUAUCGAGUUUCUUUCGUCGCGUAUAUCCACAACUACUCAACAAAUUCGUUUUAAAAACCACUCAAGUAGAUGCAUCUGCGCCUCUCGAAUUUCUGUCCUAUUUUCACGAGAGCAAUUCAAGAAUCAUUCACUGGUUUGUGCAAAAUUCUGAUGUUCAUUUGCCAAACAAUGAUCGAUUUACAUCCAUUCCUAUCGUCAUACGUACAAUCUUGAGGCAAAAUACAAUCUCAGCAGUCUUUUUGCAUAAUGCACCGGGCGAACAAUCCAGAACAAACCUUCGGUCUUUCGGCAUGAAACACACACUUCCUAUUGGCUCAAUACAAACAAAAUCUACUCACAUCCAAGCACGCCUGACAAAACAAACAAAGUUAAGCAGUAGCGUUAUGGAAGCUCCUGCAAGACUUGUUAAACAAAAUAUCGCCGCACAGGCAUCAUCUCUGACGAGAUUAAUGAAAUCCCAACAUACGGUGUCAAAUAAUUUCAAAGCAGUACAUGUUAAGCGAUUGUCAAAGAAAACGAUCUACAAUCAUAAUUCUUCGCAGCAGCCAGUCACAACAUUGGCAACGAGCAACGUGAACAUCGAAAAUAUUUCACCUGAGCCAAUGUAUACGUCUUCGUUAGACUCUGACUAUGAUCAUCAUGUACCCGCUGCUCGAUCUAACGAAAGUUCGUUUGUAAUGCUACAGUCGAACAAAUCGAAUAAGGACGACAAGUUUUCGCAGUGUUCACCUUCAAAGGUGAAAAAGAACAUACUGGAUAUUAACUCGCUGGCUCACAAUGCAUUCACAAGUCAUCGGCCAAGAAUGACUUUCGAUAUCACAACCGAUAGAAUAAUAAGAAAUGAUCAUAAAAAUCGCAAAAUGUGUGCAGCUCGUUUUCCUCUUUGGUGUGUAGUUCUGUCCUGCAUGUGCUUUGUUUUCCUAGCGGUUGUUAUUGCUGCAAUUAUUGCACUCGCUAUAGUUUUAACAAAGACUAAGUCAACAACUUCAACGACACUUUCAACGGUAUCAAUGACUACGACCACUCCUACUGCUUAUUGUGCUAGUACUUGUACGGGUAGUUUUAAUUCGUCUGCCUCAAUCACUUGCGGUCUGUAUUGUGAUGACGGUGGCGGCUACUAUUGUCGUCCCAGUUCGACUUAUUGCGCUGGUAAAUAUUUUAGUCCAACUGGCUUUGGAUAUUGUGACCCUGCGAGUAGUCAGUAUACAGGCCCUUGUAAUACUACUGAUCAUUGCUGUGUUUACGAUAAUUAUAUUCCUGACUAUUAUUGUCUCAGUCGGAGUUCAUGUGGUUUCACUGGAUAA
Messenger RNA from Adineta ricciae, 1671 nucleotides. The record is from the annotation of a GenBank genome assembly. Lineage: Eukaryota; Metazoa; Rotifera; Eurotatoria; Adinetida; Adinetidae.